This is a messenger RNA of Chaetomium strumarium, 2504 nucleotides long. RefSeq names its product ARP8-like protein. The record is from RefSeq and is a predicted model, not a curated record. The transcript has 3 exons. The coding region runs from base 108 to 2345 and encodes 745 amino acids. NCBI's taxonomy places the organism in Eukaryota, Fungi, Ascomycota, Sordariomycetes, Sordariales, Chaetomiaceae. Gene Ontology annotation, biological process: regulation of DNA-templated transcription; double-strand break repair. Gene Ontology annotation, cellular component: Ino80 complex.
ACCUUGGGCAACUGAUCUUUCUACACUCAACCCGCACCCCGUGCAAUCCCACGCUCAGGUCGCAGACACUCUUUCAAUCCAGACGAUCGCGGUAGACGGCGGCAAACAUGGUUGGCAAAGUUAGCGACCGCGUCCUCCUUCGGGAAGGGCUCGAGCGCACCGACAAUGGCAUGAAGAUGACCAGCUGGCCCGACGUGCCGCCAAUAAACCAAAAGAACUACUACACGGAUUAUAUGAAGCGCGACGACCAGAUCCUCUCGCUCCGACUGCAGAAUGAGGCGAACAGGGAGAGACUGGUGCAGAACGCCAAGGACCGUGACCGCGCCAUGAACACGACCAAUGGCGAGAUUCCUCUCCCUCUGGACGACCUACAAGGGGAGGAUGGGCCGGCACCGUCAACGGCCUUCAUGGACCCAUCUAAGAUCAUCGUAAUACAUCCCGGGAGUCAGAACCUGCGCAUUGGCUUCGCCAGCGACGCCCUCCCAAAGACCAUCCCGAUGGCGUUAGCAACGAGAUAUUCCCAGACCGAGUCCGAGAUGUACGAGUCGCUGCCGCGGCGGCAGUUUGAUGGCCGGAGCAUGGACCAGCAGCACGGGGAGGAGUGGUCCAAGAGAUACCAGAAGAUGGUCAACGACCUCAAGGUCGACAUGCGCGCCAACAAGCGCAAGGUGCUCCCUAAUUCCAAAGAUCUCGUCGUCAGCCACAACCGGCGGACGGAGCCCGAGAUCAUCCCGCACCACAACGACCCCCUGCAGGUCGAGUGGACAGAUGUCAAGACUCCGCAGGAUUCCGGUACGACUCCAACGGUUUUCAUCGGGCAACAGGCCCUGCGUGUCCCGGACGACUCGAACCCCAAGUUCAAGCUCUGGUGGCCGAUCCAACACGGUUGGUUGAACGAGGAUGACUACGACACGUGGGCGCACCUGUUCAACGACCUGGAGACCUUGCUUGACCGGGCCUUCCGGUGGGAGCUGGGUCUGAAGCGCAAGGCAGAAUGGAAACAGUACAGCUGCGUCCUCAUCAUCCCGGACCUCUACGACAAGCGCUAUGUCGAACUGCUCCUGCACCUCUGCAUCGAGCUGUUCGAGUUCGGCCGCGUAUCGUUUAUCCAGGAGAGCAUGGCGGCGACCUUUGGCGCAGGAUACACACAGGCCUGUGUGGUCGAUGUUGGUGCCCAGAAGACAUCCAUCGCCUGCGUAGAAGAUGGUCUUUGCAUGGAGGACUCGAGGAUCAACCUCAAAUUUGGCGGCUACGACGUCACCGAAACUUUCAUCAAAAUGAUGCUUUACGACCACUUCCCGUACCAGGAGAUCAAUCUCCGCCGGCGGUAUGACUUCCUGUUGGCGGAAGAGCUCAAGAUCAAGUAUUGCACCCUGUCCCAGGCGAACAUCUCGACCCAAACCGUCGACUUCCAUCUGCGCGCCCCUAAUCAACCGACGCGCAAGUAUCAGUUCAAAUACUACGACGAGGUCAUUCUAGCCCCAAUGGGCUUCUAUGACCCGUCAAUAUUCGACAACUCGACCAAGCUCCGUGGCCGACGGAAGCUGAUCGAGCGAUCGUACAAUGCCUACGAUGUGGAACUCCCCGACGACCCAGCAUCGGCCGCCCAGCUUGCCAUCUUGGCGCUCAUCCAGCCCUCGGUCAUCGCAACAUCGACCAGUUUUGCGGGCGCCCCCGGCGAGAUGUCAACGCCCAGCAAAGAGCGCACCCAACCCUUCAACUUCCUCUCCCGCAACGGCGACGCCAAUGGCACGCCAGGCACCUCCAAGGCGCCCUCCCCGGCCCCAGAAGGCGCCAGCACGCCCGUCCCCCCCCCUUACAUCUUCGGCUCCUCAUCGCGGGACGUGAACGGCAGUCCGGCCCCCGGCGGCCGCAGCACACCGGCCCCGGCAAACGGCACCUCAGUGCUCCCUGGGACCUCCUUCGACGGCCCGCAACAACAACCACAACAACAACGUAACGCCAAAUCCCUAGCGAUCGAGCGCGACUCGGUGCUGCCGCUCGCGCCGCUCGACAUCGCCAUCAUGACGUCGAUCCAGAACGCGGCCAAGGGCGACGAAAAGAAGGUGCGCGAGCUGCUGGGCAGCAUCAUGGUCAUCGGCGGCGGCGCUAAGAUCCCGCACUUCGCCCCCUUCCUCGAGGAGAAGCUCAAGCUGCGGCGGCCGGAUCUUGCCGACCGCAUCCUGGUCAGCCGCAGCGCGCGCGAGAUGGACGAGCAGGUCGUCGUCUGGAAGGGCGCCAGCGUCUUCGCCAAGCUGCCGACCAACGAUUCGUGGAUCUCGGGGUACGAGUACAAGAUGCUGGGGAGCAGGGUGAUUUAUCACCGGGUGCUUUGGCAGUACUAGUCUUUCCUACGGAGCUAUGCAGGGCUUUGGUUACGUAUGAUGGAUGGGUGUAUGGGAAGGAAACGAACUUGAAGUUGGUAGGGGGGUAAAAUGGAGGGUUGGCGGAGGAGUUUAUGGCGUGUUUUAUCAGGGUAGGUGCUAUUGUGGAAAAUACACUGG